Messenger RNA from Grus americana (Whooping crane), 5212 nucleotides. It is a transcript of the gene NOTUM, whose product is annotated as notum, palmitoleoyl-protein carboxylesterase. Lineage: Eukaryota; Metazoa; Chordata; Aves; Gruiformes; Gruidae. Gene Ontology annotation, molecular function: hydrolase activity. The transcript is spliced from 11 exons. The record is from RefSeq and is a predicted model, not a curated record. Bases 267 to 1943 code for a protein of 558 amino acids.
CGCUGGCGGGCGCCGGCGGCCGCGACCGCGGUCCCGGCGCCGGCAGGGGCGGCGAUGGCGGCGCCGGCGGCGGGGGGCGCGGGGCGCGCCCCGACGGAGCGGCCCGCCGUGCCGGUGCGGCGCGGCGCAGACCCCCCGCUCCCUCCGCCUCGCUCCGAGGGGGCGGAGGGCAGGGCAGGGCGGGGGCUGGCCGGCUGCUGCCCCACGCGGCGCCCGGGCUGGCGGCGCCCCCGGCGCGCUCCCCGCGCACUCCGUGCCCCUCUGUCAUGCUCGCCGCCUGGGAGCGGGCGGCGGGCUCCUGCGCCGGCAGCCGCGCCGCCGAGCCCGCGCCGCCGGCGGCGUCCUCGCCGCCCGCCGCCGACCCCCGUCCCCGCGGGCGGCGCGGCGGGGCGCGGCGGAACGCGGGCGGCGCUGCCCGCCGCCGGGGGCUGGCUGCCGCCGCGGCGAGCGGCGGGUGGCGGCGGGCGGCGAUGGGCACGGCGGCCGUGCACCUCCUCCUGCUGCUGGGGCUGCUCCACGCCGGGCCCGGCGGCGAGGGCAGGAAGGGCUGGCGGCGGCGGGGCCCGGCGGUCCGCGAGCGCGGCGAGGCGGCGGCGGCCGAGAGCUUCCCGCUGGACUUCACCGCCGUGGAGGGCAACAUGGACAGCUUCAUGGCGCAGGUCAAGAGCCUGGCGCAGUCGCUGUACCCCUGCUCGGCCCAGGCGCUGCCGCACGACCUGCGCCUGCACCUCCUGCACAACGCCUCGGUCACCUGCAACGACGGCAGCCCGGCCGGCUACUACCUCAAGGAGUCCAAGGGCAGCCGGCGGUGGCUGCUGUUCCUGGAAGGAGGGUGGUACUGCUUCAACAGGGAGAACUGCGACACCCGCUACGACACCAUGCGGAGGCUCAUGAGCUCCCGGGAGUGGCCCGCGACACGAGUGGGAACCGGGAUCCUGUCAUCUCAACCAGAAGAAAAUCCGCACUGGUGGAAUGCAAACAUGGUAUUCAUCCCUUAUUGCUCAAGUGAUGUUUGGAGUGGUGCCUCUUCCAAGUCUGAGAAAAAUGAAUAUGCCUUCAUGGGAGCACUGAUCAUUCAGGAGGUUAUAAAGGAGCUGGUGGGAAAAGGUCUUAGCACUGCAAAAGUGUUGCUGCUAGCAGGGAGCAGUGCUGGAGGGACAGGAGUGCUCCUGAAUGUGGAUCGAGUGGCAGAGCAGCUGGAGGAAAUGGGUUAUCAAGGGAUUCAGGUUCGAGGCUUGGCAGACUCUGGAUGGUUCCUGGAUAAUAAACAGUAUCGCAGAACUGACUGUAUUGAUACCAUAACGUGUGCUCCCACAGAAGCCAUCAGAAGAGGAAUAAGGUAUUGGAAUGGUAUUGUUCCUGAACGCUGUAAGCUGCAGUUUAAAGAAGGAGAGGAAUGGAAUUGCUUUUUUGGAUACAAGAUUUACCCCACUCUUCGAUGUCCAGUCUUUGUUGUCCAGUGGCUCUUUGAUGAGGCCCAGCUCACUGUAGACAAUGUACACCUCACUGGCCAGCCUGUUCAGGAAGGGCAGUGGCUCUACAUCCAGAAUCUGGGUAGGGAGCUGAGAAACACCUUGAAGGACGUGACCGCUAGCUUUGCUCCUGCCUGUUUGUCUCAUGAGAUCAUUACACGCAAUCACUGGACAGACAUCCAGGUGAAGGGGACGUCAUUACCUCGUGCCCUGCACUGUUGGGAUCGGAGCCUACAUGAGAGCAACAAAAAUGGGAAGGCCCCUCUGAAAGGCUGCCCGAUCCAUCUGAUUGACAGCUGUCCAUGGCCUCACUGCAACCCCUCGUGCCCCACUAUCAGGGACCAGUUCACAGGGCAGGAGAUGAAUGUGAUCCAGUUCCUCAUGCACAUGGGUUUUGAUGUUCAGAAGAUGGCACAGCAACAGGGCCUGGAGCCCAGUAAACUUCUGGGGAUGCUCAGCAGUGGUAACUAGGCAGGGGUCUUCAGAGGGGCAGAGAGAUUAGAUCAGGAGGAGACUCUAAGCCCUUCUCCCACGCUUUCUAAUCUUCCUUACGCUCAUGCAGGCAGAUGCACGCUCACACCCAUGCAUGCUCAAACCUGUACACACCCAUGUGCUCCUACACUCUUGCACACUUAGGAUGUGUCUGUCAAGAGGAAAAAAAAAAAAAGGCAAUUUCUUGCUUACACUAUUUGACUGGAACACGUUACCUCCAGCCCCCAGGGCUCAGUUUUGGCCAUUCACAUCCUCUUCCUGUGUCACAACAAGGCAACCUGAUACAGGGAGUAGCAAAGCCACAAAUAGCAGCAAUGAGAACCUUCCCCAGAUCUAGGACUUCUUCCCUUGCCAUGAUUUUUACAUCAUAGACUUGAUACAAGCGGUGAAAAAAGCAAGCACUGGAUUUCUUUUGUCCAACUAGAAGUGAAGGAAUGAUUACAUGACUUCCUGGAGGUCAGCAUCUCAUGAUGAGUCAAAACAAACAAACCCAGGACACGUGCUAGGGAUGGACACUCUUGUACUCAAUUUACUUUCGUAUUAUUUUAUAAAGUGACUUUUUUAUUACUUUUUUUAAACUAAGCAAGAAAUAUAAAUGAUAUUGUUUUGUAACAUAUUUUUUUUAAAUAACGAAGAAACCUCUUGCUACUUUGGCAACGUGGACAUAUUUAUUUUAAUAUGUAAAACGCUAUUUAUAUGGGCUGACCAGAGAACCAUACGUAUGUCUUUGUAAAAUUGUAUAUGCUGCUCAUUUGGAUGAGUUAUCCUUAUGAUCACUUGUGCCUGGGAGAGGGCUGAGGGUGGUAUUGACAUUUUAUAAUAAUUAGACUUCUGUGUUCCCCUUGCAGUACGCUUGGUCAUUGUUGCUCUGAUGAGAGGUUGUAAUAUGAGGUGUAACUACAGAGAUUUUCACCCAGCAUCUGAUGUUUGCAUACUUGCACAGCAUUUUCAGCUUGACUCUGAUUUGCCAGGUGUUCCAGGGUGUUGCAUUUUAAGAUGCAGGGAGAUCUGUUUUUGCAGCAAAGGCCUCUCUGUUCUAGUGAGAGAAGUGUUUGAUCAGCCCGUCUGGCCUGUCUUUAAAUGGGGAGCAUUUGGAACAUGAAAGGCAGAGAACACGAGACAAGCACCAACAUAUUUCUGUUCUUCUAAUCAUUUGCGAACACACCCAGCUCAGAACGUAGAGAAUCCCCUUUGAUGGGAACGGGAGGAGGACGAGGGAGGGAUCAGGAAUGUGUGACUGAAGCUGGAGAGGGCGAGAGACCAUUCCUUAGGGGGGAGAGCACACAGGCAGUUGCAGAAAGCUUUAUACUGUAGCGUACUGCAGCUGGUGCAGACAAACCUGCACGAGGAGCAUAAUUUACAUUCGUUCUGCACAAGUUCUUGAUGCUGACUUUGCAUUUGCUUGCACUUGUGUAAAUAGUUACACAAUGUGUGGGCCACAGAAAAUGAGGGCCUAAUUUUAGAAAAAUUCCCUGCACUUUGAAGAUGGGUCUUUCUAGGUUAAAACGGUAGUGCUGUUUGUAAGAUCCAUUGUCAUACGUGAGUAAACCCAAAAAUGAACGAAACCGCAGCCGUUUGGUUACUUUUCAUGGACCUGCAGAUAGUCAGGCAGUCCCACACAGGAAAUCGGCCGUCCUGCUGCGCAAGAUGGGUUUAGUACACAUUUAAGAUAAAAAAACUAGCUAAAGAGAAAAUGAAUGGUGCUCCCAGCAGAAGUGAAAUGCAGGAAAACUAUCAGUGGAGUUUCCCUAUGAUCAGUCUAGGGAUUACUGAUAUUCUUUAUGUUUUAAUGACUUGGGUAUAAAAGUAAAAUUGUUCUGAUCACGUUUUUCAUGGCACUAAGUUGAGAGGCUUCUUCAGUACAGGCAACAUUUGGAAAAGCAUACAGGAAGAUGGGAUUCCUUUGAAGGCUGGAGGUACACGGAGUCAGUCAAAGUGCUGGUACCUGGGCAGUAGCCAGAACUUCUGCUGUGCGCUAGUUCAUCAGUUGGGAGCACCAAGGGAAACGGCUGUGCCUGUCAGCUGUUUGCAGGAUGGCUAUCUGCAAGGUGAUGCACCUGUAGAUACGGCACAUGCCCUAGGCUGUCCAGUGAUGUAUUUCUACCAGGAAACAGUAAAGUAUAAAUACUACUGUUGGAAGUUUGGAAUACUCCUUGCAGAGCUGAUUACCUGUGUAUCUAAAACAUUAAUUCAAAGGUUAAUUUCUAAAAGGCAAAAAAUGUUCAGAGGGGAUAUUUUCCUUGUAAGCACAGGAAGAAAUCCCUGGGAGUCAGGGAUUGCUCUUUUAGUGUGGUGUGCCUCUGCAACAGUCUUUUAAUGUGUAACAGGGAGAAGCCUCAGAAAUAUUUUUAAAGGGGGUCUUGGCUAAUUUAUUAGAAAAAUUAUAUAAUGUGGUUGCAAGUCAUAGCUGGAAACGAGUCUGUAAACCGGGAAGUCAUUUCCAGCUCUAUACUUCUUGUAUUUGUGCAAUAAAUAUAAUUUUCCCAAGCCUUUGUAAAGCUGGCACUUCCAAGUUCAUCCCCAGUGACAUCUGCUGUGUGGAAGCCAGUGGCAAAAAGGGCAAGACUGGAAGAAUUCAGUACUCUCAGAUCUGAUGACUAGAUGAGAUCCUUUACCUCUGAGAGGGAAAAGUUGUCUCCAGAAGCCUCACGUGAUUGAGCCAGGUUUAAAACGCAAAAUCUGGGAGCAGAAUGUACAGAUUUGCACUGCAGGACUACAGGUCCACACUUGGGCAUCGGGCAAUGAGCUGGAGGGUAGACCCUGUGCCUCCACUCACUACAGGAAUUGCUGCUAAUACACCGGGCCUGAGAGAAACUAACUCUUACCCAGAUAACCCGCUCUUUAGCCCUCACAGAGGAGGACUGCAGAUCUGAUCAAGUAACGCACACCAAACCCAGCCGCGAUACAGUGAAGCCUAUGGACAAUUACCUUCUGCCAGUCUUAACAGCUGGAGCUCUGUGCCGGACUCGGGGCAGCUGCAAGGAGGAAGCGCCACGCUGGAAAGGAAAGGCACAGGAGGGCUGCUCUGGGGAAAGGUGCCCCGUUCCUUGGACGAGCAACGUGGAGGCAGCAUCGUUACUGCGAAAACGCUGCGAGAGGGUGGUAGCAGCAGUGGGACAGCAUUGGAGCGUCCCCUUGCUCUGUGCUUGUGACGGCGUUGGUCCCCUGCUUGGCUGGGAGGUGAUGCAGCAGGUUACAGUGUGAGCAAUAGCACAGUGGGCUGUAAACUGUAAAAUCGCUCUCCUGCG